Molecule: messenger RNA, 799 nt
Organism: Labrus bergylta (ballan wrasse)
Lineage: Eukaryota; Metazoa; Chordata; Actinopteri; Labriformes; Labridae
Source: RefSeq, a predicted model, not a curated record
GAUUGUUCUUGUCUGGAUUUUGGUCCGUCAAGUAUUAUCGUCCCCUGUCGUUCUAAAGAGCAUGGCGAGCAGACUGCAGGGCACGAUUAUGAUGCAUUAAAGUAGUUCAAAAGCAGUUUUUAAGCAUGUCAUUUUUUAUUCAAGUAAAGCAGUAAAGUCGUCGCAGUUGCCAUGGGAACAGAGGAGGAGAGUUUCUCUCCCAGUGAGGAGGAAACAGAGAGGUGGAUGUGCAGCGCUUUUGACAUGGCCAAAGACGCUCUGGAGAACGGAGAGGUGCCGGUGGGAUGUCUGAUGGUCUACAACGAUCAAGUCGUGGGGAAGGGAAGAAACGAAGUCAACGAGACCAGAAAUGCCACUCGCCACGCAGAGAUGGUCGCCCUGGAUCAGCUCCUGGAUUGGUGUCGCCGUAGCAACCUGGAUGUGAGCAGCGUGUGCAAGAGAACAGCGCUGUACGUCACCGUGGAGCCGUGCAUCAUGUGUGCUGCAGCGCUGCGCCUCAGCAACAUCCCCGUGGUCGUGUACGGCUGCAGGAACGAGCGGUUUGGAGGCUGUGGUUCAGUUCUGGAUGUUUCCUCUGCAGACUUACCUCACACAGGGAACACAUUUAAGUGUGUUUCAGGCCACAGAGCAGAAGAAGCUGUAGAGAUGCUGAAGUCGUUCUACAAACAGGAGAAUCCAAACGCCCCAAAACCCAAAACAAGGAAGGACUGAACGUUCUGUUAUAUAUCUACUUUUUAUCAUUCCUGUACUGCGCCUUUUUAAAUUUGUUUUAAUUUAAUAAACAACACUUUAUGUAAAA